Molecule: messenger RNA, 1607 nt
Organism: Nothoprocta perdicaria
Lineage: Eukaryota; Metazoa; Chordata; Aves; Tinamiformes; Tinamidae
Gene: SLC35D2
Product: solute carrier family 35 member D2
Exons: 12
Coding region: 1-993 (330 amino acids)
Cellular component (GO): Golgi apparatus
Molecular function (GO): antiporter activity; GDP-fucose transmembrane transporter activity
Source: RefSeq, a predicted model, not a curated record
AUGAGCAGCGCGCCGGGCCCAGCGGAGCCGUCGCCCGCGGCGUCGCCGCUGCCCAGGGUGCUCUCGGCGCUGUUCUACGGGACCUGCUCCUUCCUCAUCGUGCUCGUCAACAAGGCGCUGCUGAGCGCCUACAGCUUUCCAUCACCAAUAUUUCUUGGAAUUGGACAGAUGGCAGCCACCAUACUUAUCUUAUAUGUGUCAAAAUUAAACAAGAUUAUUCACUUUCCUGAUUUUGACAAAAGUAUACCUGUGAAGUUGUUUCCUCUGCCUCUGAUUUAUGUUGGGAACCACAUAAGUGGAUUAUCAAGUACCGGCAGACUCAGUUUGCCGAUGUUUACAGUGCUCAGGAAGUUUACCAUUCCACUUACAUUACUACUGGAAAUCAUCAUACUUGGGAAACGGUAUCCGCUAAGUGUUAUAGUCAGCGUAUUUGCUAUCAUUCUCGGGGCCUUCAUAGCAGCUGGGUCUGACCUAUCUUUUAAUCUGGAGGGCUACACCUUUGUAUUGCUAAAUGAUAUCUUCACAGCAGCAAAUGGAGUUUACACAAAGCAGAAAAUUGAUCCAAAGGAGCUGGGAAAGUAUGGCGUCCUUUUCUAUAACGCUUUUUUUAUGGUGAUUCCAACAGCUAUUAUUAGUUUUUCUACUGGAGAUUUUCAACAGGCAACACAUUUCCAGCAGUGGACAAAUUUUUUGUUCAUCUUCCAAUUUCUUCUUUCCUGUUUUUUGGGGUUUCUCCUGAUGUAUUCUACUGUCCUAUGCAGCCAUUACAAUUCUGCACUUACAACAACAGUGGUUGGUGCCAUCAAGAAUAUAUCCAUUGCUUACAUUGGAAUGUUGGUUGGUGGAGAUUACAUAUUCUCUGUGUUGAACUUUAUAGGGCUUAAUAUUUGUAUGGCAGGAGGACUGAGAUACUCAUUUUUAACGUUACGAGGAAACAGCAAGCCUAAGCAACCUGGAGAUGAAGAGAGUGCACAUCCUGAGUCAAAGAGUUAGCAGAAAUGCCUGCCUUGAAGAAGAUACAAGUUUGUUUAAUGCUGCUGAGAACUUAAGUGUGUGCUGGAACGUAUUUGAAGCAAGUAAAAAAAAAAAAAGUCUACCUCAUUUGCCAUAGAUCUGAACACAUCUCAUCAGUUCAGAAAUAUUCUUGCACACUGUGUUUUUUAAAAAAGAAACCUUUGGAGAAGUUUAUUUUUAGCUAUUUUUACACCCCAAGCUAAUUUACAGGAAGCAGUACCACGAGCAAUUCUUAGAUGUGAAUUUCUUUCUUCUGCUAGACUUUGGAGCUAUUUAUACUCAACAAAACAGUCUUUUUCAGUUCCUAUCAGUAGCCUCUGAGGCAGAACUCUGUAAAGAUCAUGAGGCUUGUUUCGUCAUUGCCUUAUAUCAUAUGUGGUCUUUUUGAUCAGUGAAGAGAUGAAAGUGACUAGUGACUCAGAAUGAUUUCACAUAGACAUUUGCCUAUGUGUGAGUGACAGGAGAAUGCAUAUGUGCAAGAGGAGCUGUAUCUGAGAUUGUUCCUGGUGCGUGUUUCGACUGAAGAGCACUGUAUAUGGCCUUAGGUGUUUUGUGUGCAUUCAAUAGUCAUUCUCUCAGUCCUUUCCUUAACC